Trypanosoma brucei brucei TREU927 is the source of this 2157-nucleotide messenger RNA. RefSeq lists its product as hypothetical. The coding region runs from base 1 to 2157 and encodes 718 amino acids. The record is from RefSeq and is a predicted model, not a curated record. Gene Ontology annotation, molecular function: DNA binding. Lineage: Eukaryota; Euglenozoa; Kinetoplastea; Trypanosomatida; Trypanosomatidae. The transcript has a single exon.
AUGAAGUUUUGGGUGAAGGCAAUAACGGAUAAAAACGUGCAAGAGCAACUUCUUGUUGACGCUGAGAGUUUAGAUGAGCUCACGAAGGAGCUCAGCAGCUUACUCAACACGUGUGUGACUUCAAUAUCCGUUUCCGACUUCCAGUCACAAGUAGUGGACAAGAUCAACAGUGGUACCGAUAUUGUGACUGUCAACGUCGGCACAUCAACCACCUGUAGUGAUAACAAUUCAAAGGCGAAUACUAACACCAGUCAUUUUGAGACAAGUGUAACGAGCACAGGGCAUUGGUUAUGUAACGAUGCAGCCUUGUCGUUGACUGAAGAUGACGAGUGGUUGUGUUCAACCGCCAGCACAGCUAUUGCGGAAGGAACACCCGUAAGACGUACAUUAGUAGCAAAUCAGUUGCUCCUGGAUGCUACACCGCAAAUAGACCGUAUUUGCCUUCGCCGUGACCAGUUGGAGUUACUACUUCGGCCGUCCCAUAGGGGUGCCUACCACAGUGUUAUCACGGGUUGUUUUGCACGCAUGCGAUGGCGACAGGGAUACAGUCUGUACCAAAUCGUUCGCCCUGCAAGUGAUCAGAUGCUCGUAUUCGACAUGAUUCACUAUGAGGAAACGCAUGGAAUGGAGGUAGUUAGCAACGCUCCACCUGUUGCCCAGGAACUUACCACGUGGGGGAAGCGGAUGCGUGCUGCCUCUCGUCCCUUCGUGACUGCAGGUUUUAUUGAGGCAAAGGUGGGAGAUGUAAAUUCUGCCCUGCGAACUGCAAGGGGAUCCUCUGUGGAGCGCCCGUCGCUACAACCACAAAUAAUGGUCCCUUCAACUCCCCCUGCUUCCAGCACAGAUUCUUACCCAAGACGAGCGCGAAAAACGCUUAAUGCGUAUAGUCCCUCCCUAGCCUUCUUCAGCUUUGACCGCUUACUGAUAAAAACGAACGAUACACUCAAACACUCGCAGUUUUGUAUUGUGAAUGAACCGGAAAUGGAUUCUUUCAGCGUCGUCAUUUUCGCGUCACGGUUUUCCAACACUUAUGCGAAGAAACCAAGACGGUCAGACUUUGCGGGGUGUAUGAUUACCUUAGAUAAGAAUGCUCGAACCCCCGGAAUAGCAAGUGAAAGAGAUAUUACAGAGAAGGGUUACGAAAUGCUUUGCUCUCCGCAGUGGUGGGGGUGCCGUUAUAUCGCACUGGUUAGACCCCAACCAACCGGAAGUAGUGAACCCUACAUUGAUAGUAGAGGAAUUUGUAUGCAGGACUUCACGGUGUUGUCCGGUCGCUUCUUGUCGAGUCUCUUUAAUCCACCAACGACAACGUCCCUACCGGUUCCUACUUGGGCAACAGGCGAGGGUCUCUCUGCUAACAUUUUGCGUCCCCAACUUGUUGUGCACCACAAAAAGCUUCAUGUAUUCUACCUUAUUAGCAUUGUGACAUCGUCUCCGGUUCGACGUCCGUGCAGCGUUCGCUUAGGAGCUUGUGAGCCGUUAAAUGUUGGUGCUGUGUCAAGCAAUGCCAAUGCAGACAGCCAAGCUGCUGAAGGUGGUGCUUCUUUGGAUGGCUCGUUCGCGAACAGUGGUGCACUACCGCACAGGAACAGAUCGAAUAGUCCCGCACUUGUGGGUAUAUGCCAGUAUAGUCUAGCACACGCGGUUUGUGAAGGGGAUGCGUUUGGACAGUGGCAUAUUGUGUCAGAUGAGGAACCGCUGCUGUCUUGUCAAACUAAUAUGCCCGUAUUUACUGCUGCCUCAGUCCCUGCAGUCGAUGCUAAGCGUGAGAAAAGUAUUGUUAGCGACAAUUCACCAGAAAGUGAUCCAUUGAACGUGCUGCAAUUACUGUGGUAUGAAGGGGACGCUUCCGACAGUCAGUCCUCGGCCCCAUCCAACCAAUCCACAUUGUCCUCCGCAUCUCGAAGUAAUAGCGUGAGUAACCGCCCUCUACUACCGUUUGAGCGAUGGGUAAACACGCAUGAGGAUGCAUCACCAGAUGCUUGGGAACAGGAACCAAGUUAUUCCGCUGUACGCAUAAAUACGGAACUAAUGAAAUCCGGCGUUUGUUCCCUGUCAUUAUGUGAGCACGAGGGGAUGGUACUUGCUGCCUCCGUCAACCGAGACGCUCAGCAGCGCACUGUUGUGAUAGUGGCACCACUAACGACAGAACCGUGA